Messenger RNA from Lotus japonicus, 3362 nucleotides. RefSeq lists its product as uncharacterized. Gene Ontology annotation, molecular function: ADP binding. The transcript has 16 exons. Gene Ontology annotation, biological process: signal transduction; endoplasmic reticulum membrane organization. Gene Ontology annotation, cellular component: endoplasmic reticulum membrane; plasma membrane. The record is from RefSeq and is a predicted model, not a curated record. NCBI's taxonomy places the organism in Eukaryota, Viridiplantae, Streptophyta, Magnoliopsida, Fabales, Fabaceae. Bases 167 to 2917 code for a protein of 916 amino acids.
GUUCUGUAGCUGUCAUAAUCGCAAUUCCCUUUUUGGUCUCUCCUUUACUCUUUUCCUUCCACCGUCUCCUUUCCUUGAUCCCUCCGUCCAUCUCAUCUCAUCUCAUAGGGCCAGGGGAAUCUCCGCACGGCACAAUCCCCAUUCCUUCUCCGAUCGCGAUUCGAAGAUGAGCACUGGCUACCUUCUCCGCAUUGAUCCUCUCGAACUCAAGUUCACCUUUCAGCUGAAGAAGCAGAUCUCAUGCUCUCUUCAAUUAACAAAUAAGACUGAUGAAUAUGUUGCUUUCAAGGUGAAAACGACAAAUCCUAAGAAGUAUUGUGUUCGUCCAAACACUGGGGUUGUCUUGCCGCGUUCUACAUGUGAUGUUAUAGUUACCAUGCAAGCGCAGAAGGAAGCUCCGCCAGAUAUGCAAUGCAAGGAUAAGUUUCUUCUUCAAUGCGUAAAAGUAAAUGAUGGGGUCUCCCCAAAGGACAUCACUGCAGAAAUGUUCAACAAGGAAUCAGGGCACGUGGUUGAAGAAUCCAAAUUGAGAGUGGUGUAUGUCUCUCCACCUCAACCUCCGUCUCCAGUUGCGGAAGGUUCUGAGGAAGGCUCAUCGCCCAGAGGUUCUGUUUCUGAAAACGGAAAUGUCAAUGUCUCAGACUCAGCAACAAUUGCCAGAGGAUUUACUGAAAGACAUGAGGCUACAGAUAAAUCUGCAGAGGCAAAAGCUCUUAUCACGAGGCUGACUGAAGAAAAGAGUAAUGCAAUUCAACAAACUAACAAGCUUCGACAGGAAUUGGACCUGCUGAGACGUGAGAGCAACAAAAAUCGUGGGGGUGUCUCAAUGCUCAUUGUCAUAUUAGUUGGUUUACUUGGCAUAGUUAUGGGGUAUCUGAUGAAGAAGACCAGGAAACCGGAGACCUUAUCCACAUUGAACCUCUCGAAGUCAACUUCCAUCGAUUCUCAUCUCACUGCGCAUCGAUCAGAGAUGAGCACCGGCGAACUUCUCCACAUUGAACCUCACGAACUCAAGUAUAUCUUUCAGCUGAAGAAGCAGAUCUCAAGUUCUCUUCAAUUAUCAAAUCAGACUGAUGAAUAUGUAGCUUUCAAGGUGAAAACGACAAAUCCCACGAAGUAUUGUGUCCGUCCAAACACUGGGGUCGUUUUGCCACGUUCUACAUGUGAUGUUACAGUCACCAUGCAAGCGCAGAAGGAAGCUCCACCUGAUAUGCAAUGCAAGGAUAAGUUUCUUAUUCUAAGCGUAAAAGUAGAUGAUGGAGUCACCCCAAAGGAUAUCACUUCAGAAAUGUUCAACAAGGAAUCAGGGCACAUUGUUGAAGAAUGCAAAUUGAGCGUGGUGUAUGUUGCUCCACCCCAACCUCCGUCUCCAGUUGCCGAAGGUUCUGAGGAAGGCUCAUCGCCCAGUAGUUCUGAUUCUGUAGAGAAGGGAAUUGAAUUGAUAAUUCCUUUGAUUAAUUUGGUAGCGAGUGGAUUUACUGAACUACUUGAGGCUUCAGAAAAAUCUGCAGAGUUCGACGAGGAAUCAGGGCACAUUGUUACUCCACCUCAACCUCCUUCUCCAGUUGCGGAAGGUUCUGAGGAAGGGUCAUCGCCUAGAGGUUCUGUUUCUGAAAACGGAAAUGUCAAUGGUUCUGACUCUUAUGCAAAGUCUAUGUCUUCCAACUCUACGGAAGAAGCAUUUAAUGAUGAUACUUUUGAAGGUUUACAACUAACUUCAGGAGACUUUAUGUAUUUGGGCUCUACAAAUCAAGCUAGAAAUAUUCUUUUGAAGGCACUGCAAGAUGAUAGAUACCAUUCAAUUGGAUUAUUUGGAAAGAGAGGCUCUGGUAAAACAGCACUGGUGAAAGCUGAGAUACCUGAGUAUGAAAAUAUUUUUCACUUAGUUGUGUAUGUUACUGUGUCAGAACAAGCAGAUAUUGCGAAACUUCAGAAUCAAAUCGCUCACCAAUUGAAUCUAAAACUUAAGGCAGUUAAAAGUAAACACAGAAGAGCAUCAGCAAUAGAGUCAGCAUUAUUGAAAAGUGUGGGUAAAGUUCUUGUCAUCUUUGAUGAUGUUUCGACAAACUUUGGUCCUCAAGAUAUUGAAGAUAUUGGCAUUCCUGAUCCUAGUAAACAACUCAAGAUCCUUUUGAUCACACAUGACAAAAAGUACUGCAACAUGAUCAGAUGUAAUCCUUGGAUUCCUCUGUACCCCUUAUCUGAUGAGGAUGCUUGGAAGUUGCUCCAACAAUAUUCAAGCAUAGACAAUGACUCCCCAUCCGACCUGAUCAAUGUGGCACGUGAAGUUGCAUUUCUAUGUAUGGGGUUACCUCGUGUAAUUGAAGAUGUUGUGUCUUCCUUACAUAAAAAGGACACUAAGCACUGGAAAGAAACAUUAGACUGUCUAAAUCAUUCAACAGCCUCCCACCAAAUUUUCAUCAGCUUUAGAGGAAAAGACACCCGUGAUGAUUUCACUGCUUCUCUUUUUGAUGCUUUAGUCCAAGGAGGAUUCAAGGUCUUCAAAGAUGAUGAGGAACUGCGGAGCGGGGACCAAGUUUCAGAAGCUCUAAUAAAAGCAAUUGAACAAUCAAGGUGCUCAAUCGUUGUCUUAUCAGAAAACUAUGCUGAAUCUUCAUGGUGUCUUGACGAAUUAGUUAGGAUUCUUAAGUGUAGGAAAAAGAUGAAACAACUGGUUUUGCCAAUCUUCUACAAAGUGGAUCCCUCAAACGUUAGAUAUCUGAAAGGAAGUUUUGGGGAAGCCAUGACGAAGAAGAAAGAAAGGUUUAAAGAGGAUAGGAUACAAGAGUGGACUUCAGCUUUGUUCGAAGUUUCCGACUUGUCUGGGAGGGGCUACAAGACUGGGUCCCAAAUUGUGUUUAUCAAAGCUAUCGUACAAUAUGUCCGAGAGAAUGCACAUCGUUUGCAUAUUGUAUAAAACACGCUUAUGGAAUUGAAUGUAGAUUUGUGUUCUGUUAUGAAGAUUGUAGAAGGGAGCCUUUAAUAGCUGAAGCUAUGUGUUUUAGAUGGGCACUUAAUCUUGCAGCUAAUUGGGGUCUAGAUAGUUUAGUCUUUUCCUCUGAUUGUCAACAAUUAGUUAAGGCUUUUCACUGUCCUUCUGAGUUCCCCUCUUUGGCUCAUAUCAUGUUGGAUUGUACUCAGUUGGUUAAUAGCUUUAGGAACUUCUCUUUUUGUUUUGAAUACAGGCAGACUAAUAGAGUUGCCCAUGCAUUGGCAGCUGAGAGUCAUUUGUACAAAGACUGCGAAUGGUGGGGUGAUCCCCCUGUGGGUAUCCUAUUUGUUGAAAACCUAAACUGAAUCUGAGAAUUGAACUGAAAAUAUUAUUCAUUGAAAGGUGAAGAUUACAAGAGUUUAUCUCAGUA